AUGAAACAUGAUAACCUGCUACUGCAUAACCUGCCCCAACACCACCAAGAAAAUGAGGGACUUGAAGUCCUAUCAAGAACCUUCGAUUUGAAUGUAGCACAAACUCCAUUUCAAAUUCCUUGCUUGUCUGACUGUCUCAAAGGAGAGAUUCCAGAAUAUAAGGAGUUCAGGAAAUUCCUUCAUUGCUGCAAGCUUCCCUGAGGAGCAGAAAAGAAGCACAGAGGACUUGCUCCCUGUGUACUGCCAGAAGACAACUGAGCAAGAGAAAAGUCUCCAUGUCCAUUUGUUAAUGGAUGUACACCUUAUGGUAGUGGAGAAGACCCUCAGCCAAUAGGCCUUCCUACUGAACAAUACUAUGAUGUCACUCAGCUGGCAAAAAAAAAAAAAAGUGAUGUGUGUAUGAAUGAUGAAUUGCUUCCCAAACCACCAGACACUUGGCCUAGAUCAUUGUGCCUGCCAUUUUACCCCUCUUACCCCUACCCUACACACAUUUCUAGGUACACCAUGUUCCCAAACUUCAGAUCACCUGAGGGACACACUGGGAUCAAUUCAAGCAGUCAUCAACCUUUCCAUCCCAGUAUCUCUAGCAAGACUUUUGAUUUGCUUUCCAAACUUGUUGAAGAAAAUGGUCAAAUACGUUUUUCAAAUCCACCAAAGACAGUGGCACCCAACCCCACUGAAAAGCUCAAGUAUAACUUUUCUCCAAGAAUAACCAAUAUGCUACAAAACACUGAAAGAGCUCUGGAGAUCACAACAUACGCUCAGGUCUUCACAGACUACUGCUUCCUUACUAACCACACCAGUUUAAGUUUGGCAAAAAACAUUUCUGCUGGUCUGUCACAAGUGAUACCUCCUGAAGGGUGCACUGCAAGCUUACUUCAAGGUGAACAUCCCCAUGAAUCAAUUCUGCAAAAACAGUACUCCUUCAGAUGCCUUCACCUGUACUCAGCACUCCCAUUGUUGUCACCAGCUACUAAGAGGUGGCAGCAUUCAGGAAGGCCCAAAUUUGAACCCCUUCCAAAAUCUGCAUGUCUGUCUGCAUGGAGACCACAGGAUGGGCCAAGAGAGAAAACACUGCCUGAAUGGAUCCCCAGCUGUGAAGUUCCUCAGGUCCAGACAGUGCUGAUGCAGCUGCAACAUUCCUCCUCUAUGACAGCAACACAAAAACAUUUGCAUGAUUCUGUAAAAGGAGAGAGAACAGAUUCUCACAGAUAA
Molecule: messenger RNA, 1215 nt
Organism: Motacilla alba alba
Lineage: Eukaryota; Metazoa; Chordata; Aves; Passeriformes; Motacillidae
Gene: SPMIP4
Product: chromosome 2 C7orf31 homolog
Cellular component (GO): centrosome
Source: RefSeq, a predicted model, not a curated record